Messenger RNA from Enterobius vermicularis (human pinworm), 2694 nucleotides. The record is from the annotation of a GenBank genome assembly. NCBI's taxonomy places the organism in Eukaryota, Metazoa, Nematoda, Chromadorea, Rhabditida, Oxyuridae.
AUGGUGCUGUUACUUGGAACAGAAUUGGAGUUUAAUAUUGACCAGCUUAAAACUAGAAGCGUCGAACGACUCAUUUUUCCGUUGAUUAAUCAGGUAACGUCUUUGGCAAACCCUGAAAUUUUACAUACUUUAAAAAGAACUGGUAAGAGUGGAACAGUCCUGGUGGCAGCUGUUGAAGCUUCUAUUGCUAGAUUCGUCGAAAUUGGAAGAAGAGCAAUUCAGGAAUGCCCUAUAGCAAAGGGGAAUGCAGUAGCAGAAUUAAAUGCUGGGAUUAAUCAGUUGGAAGCUUGUGGGAAAGAGGUCGUUGCUGCUGGAAAUGAGUUUGUUGUUGAGACAGGUAAUUCGCAAAAGCGAGCUAGAACAAUCCGUGCCGCUCGGGCGGUGCUUACUCAGGUCGCAAGAAUUCUCAUCAUGGCCGAUAUGGUUGAUUUAUACACGAUAGUUGAUGUCAUUGAUAAGGCUAGAGACGACUUGGAAGCUGUUGUGAAUGCAGAAUCUAAGCAUGAAUUAAAUGAGCGAUAUAAUGCCCUCUGUUCUCAUUUGGACGAAGUAAGUGAAAUGACAAGGCUUCGUGUGAAGGACUUGCGCGAUCCAGCGGAACAAGACGAUCUGCAGGCAAUCAGAGCGUGGGUCAAAGUGAACCAAGACGUUAUUUAUACUUCUUCAGUGGCCUACAUAAGGCACCCAGAAGUAGAUCAAGUGCGUAUGAAUCGGGACUUUUCUUACAUUGAGAUGAAGAAAGCUCUUGAUGCAAUGACAUCGCUUUUGCAAGGCAACCCUAAUGAUUAUGAAAUCAGCCUUUCUCGGUACGGCGUAGUAGGUGAUUUGGUUGCUGAGCUCGACCAGUUUCAGAAUCGGGUUGAGACUCUUGAACCUAGUUCGUACAAAGAACAUCUUCAUAGGCCGGAAUUAGAGGGCUUGCUAGAGCGGAUAGUAAGUGGAUCUGCUGCAAUAGCAGACUCAGAAAAUACCCGUGAUGAAAGGAAAAAGAAAAUUGUCGACGAGUGUAAUAAUCUGCGUCAGGCUCUGCAAGACUUAUUGUCUGAAUAUGAGCGAAAUUGUGGUCGUGUAGAACCUUCGGAAGACUUGUAUCUGGCAGUUUCUCAUCUCGGUCAUAAGGCGAAAGAUUUACGGAGGCAUCUUCGUCGUGCUAUAAUCGACCACAUUAGUGAUGCUUUUAUUGACACCAGCACUCCUCUUAUGAUUCUCAUUGAAAGUGCUAAACAACGGAACCAACAAGCGACUAGUGCUAAUGGGCAAAUGUUUCUUGAACAUUCAGAUAAAUUAGUUCAGGCAGCGUACCUUGCUUGUAGGAUGUCAAACAAUGAAGAUAGCAUUCGUAUUUUACGCUACUCGGCUGAACUAGUAAAAAAACUUUCGCCUCAGGUAGUAAAUGCUGCGUAUUUGCUGUGCGCACGUGACAGUCAAGUUGCAGUGAAUAAUAUGGACGCUUUCCGGGACGCUUGGCUUGCGAAAGUUCGCCUGCUGACCAUGGCAGUCGAUUCAAUAAUUUCACUUGACGAUUUUCUCGCUGUGAGUGAGUCACAUAUUGUUGAAGACGUCAAGAUUGGUAUUCAGGCUGUUAUUGAUGGAGAUAGUAAUAUGCUUGAUCGUACCGCAGGAGGCAUUCGUGGGCGUUCGUUACGCGUCUGUGACGUAGUGGAUGCCGAAAUGGAUGCCGUUUCUGCUGACCCGUAUUCUGAUCGCAUAAAGUUGGCGGUGAAAAUUUUGAGAGAUGAAGUUGUUGAUGAAUUUGCUCAGCGUGCGGAGAGAGUAGUGAAUAAACUUGAAAAGGAAGCUAUGGGAGAGGGCGGGGAAGAUGAUAUGAAAGCGGAUAUCGAUGAAAUCAUUGAAGCGAGUGAACUUGUUCACAACCAGGUUAAGGAAAUUCGGGACGCGUUGCUAAUGAAUAGGAACCCGGAAGACGUCGAUUCCGACAAUGAAUAUGUUGACGAAUCAAGUUAUCCGGAAGGAAGUCGUAUAUCCGAUUCUGAAAAUCAGCAAAACAUAAUGCGUCAACUUCCUGUUGAGGACAAAAAGAAAAUUCAGGAACAAAUUGAUGUUUUUAAGAUAACUCAAAAUCGUUUUGAACGUGAGGUGGCUAAGUGGGAUGAAACUGGCAAUGAUAUAAUUGUAUUGGCGAAGUACAUGUGUGAGAUUAUGAUGAACAUGACUGAUUUUACGCGAGGUCGGGGACCACUGAGGACAACUAUGGAUGUAAUUAAAGCAGCGCAGGAUAUCUCUGAUGCAGGAGCAAAACUAAAUUCCUUAGCUAAACAGAUAGGGGAUGAGAGUGUUGAAAGCGAAACAAAAAAGGACCUUUUUGCUUAUCUUCAGCGAAUCACUCUGUACUGUCAACAGUUGAACAUUACUAGCAGGGUGAAAGCAGACGUGCAACAGGUUGGUAAUGAGCUUAUUGUUAGCGGUUUGGAGUCGGCGAUGUCAUUAAUUCAAACGGCUAGGAAUCUUCUAAACGCUGUUGUACUUACUGUGAAAUCAGCUUAUAUUGCUAGCACUAAAUAUCGAAGAAAGAACACAGCUGCCCCGACUCUUGUGGAGUGGCGCAUGGCUCCUCCACAGAAGAAGCCUUUAGUUCGACCGCAAGAGAAGCCCCUUGGUAUUGUUAGACGCGCUUCCGAGAAGCGACCCUUAGCACCUAUGAAGGUACUUUCGGAAUUUCAUGUAGCUCGUUGA